UUCGUAUCCUGUUGAUCAAAAAUCGGUCCAGUAUACGGUGGUUUUUUUUUUUUUUUUUUUUAUCGAGCGUAUUUCUCGUACAAAACAAGUCAUUCUUCCCGAAAAUAACCCAUCUGCUUCUAUCUACCUGCAUUAGGCCGGUGUUAGAGUAUUGUGCGCCCUUAUAUAACCAUGCGUUGUCUGCUAAUUUAAGCGAAGACCCAGAGCAUAUUCAGAAAAGCGCGCUUUCCGUAAUUUGAAUUUCUCCUGGCCUUUCAUAUCACGUCAUUUUAGAAUUGUAUAAUAUCAGAUCUUUGAAAGGCAGGCGCAAAGAACAAUCAACUCUUUGACUCAGUCGUAUCUGGAUACUGCGCAUAAACUCCAUCAUUUGCUGCCACCCAAUAACAUAAGCAGACACAAUUUUAGAAACCAACGCAAUUUUAUGUUGCUAAAAAUGGACACAAAUCGUUACACGAACACAUUUAAUCCAUCCAUGUCCAAUCGGUAAAACUUUAAUAUGUAGUUGUUUUUAUAAUCAUUUUAUAUUAAAUGAAAAUGUCAUUUUAUAAAUGUGUACAUUAAUAUUAUUAUAACUUUUAUGAAAUUCAUGCAAUGUAGCCUCAGGAUCUUUACUCUUUUACGUCAUUUACGUCACGCACCGCACUAACAUUAGAAUAUGACAUAUGCAUAUUCUUGAACACUCACUCCGCCGUUGUUGUCCUCAAACGUGAAUCAGCACAUUGAAAUUGCCUGGGACUGUCGAGGUGAACCCUAAAACGAAGGUAAGUUGCAAUUUGUUUUAGAAAGGUGUAGGUCAGCAAAAAUUACCUCGCUUCUUUUAAUUACAGUGUAUUGAGAGGCAAUGAACAGUGACCAUUCAGUAUCUGAUUUGUGCCUUUCUUACGUUCAUCAUUUUCAUAAUUAUUACUCAACGUGUUGUAGAGCGACAUCGCUAGUUCGCUAAAUUCGAUUAUUUUUUCAUACAGGAAAUCUCAGAGCGAGGAAGUUUCCAAUCAGAGCGCUUCAAAAGGAAAUAUAAACCUUAGCUGUAAUCGAAUACGCCACGAUAGUUCUACUGUUUCUACGUUGAAUUCGUUCGAAAGGACCGAUAAAGAAAGAAAUAUUCCUCCACGAGGUGUUUAAACAGUUGUUAUCUCAGCUUUUGCAAUGAGUUACCCACCUCAACCACCGCCGUACAAUCCAACAGCUCCUCAGCCGAACGCUGGAGUUGGUUUCGAACAAUAUCAACAAGGAACUCCAUAUCCUCCGCCGCCAUAUUCAGCCCCAUAUCCUCAACAACAGUACGGCGGGCCUCCUCCACAGCCAGGCUAUCCUCCGCAGCAGGGCUUUCAACAGCCUUAUGGUCAGCCACAGUAUGUCUACACAAACCAGCCUAAAACUGUUUACGUUUAUGAUCAAAAUGGGAGACGUAGACAAGACAACAGUGAUGCUGCGGACUGCUUUCUGUUAGGGCUAUGUGCUGCAUGUCUGUGCUGUUGUGUUCUCGACUAAUUACAGUGACAUUUGAACGUGUUUAUGUACGUUACAUAUUAGGUUUUCUAUCUGUUAGCUCUAACUUGCUUCGAGAAAGCCUGUGGGUAGUUUCAUAAAUUCAGAAAAGAACAGAACUUGUGAUAUAAAAUUGUGUAUGUACGUGUGUGCGUGUAAGUAAUAUUAUAUUCUCAUAAUUCUAAAUAUUGCAUAAUUAUAGAUCUGAAGUUUAUCAUGUUGCCAGUUUCCAAUGCAAAUGUAAUGUGAUGUAGUAGCAGGUUGUGAUUCCAUAUAUGGCAGAACAGAUGAAUCUUUUAAAAUACAACGAUAAACGAAAAAAUAUAGUGUAAAUGUGUGACAAAGUUUCCUAAGAAGCUGAAUUAGAGGGAAAUUGGGGAAGAAAACGUUUCUAGUUUUUUUCUAAGGAUUCUUACGAAUUUUCAUAAUCAUUGAUUCAAACCAUAAAAGUAUAUUGUAAGCCAUUUUGUCUAAAAUUAAUUUUAGAUUAAGAUUGCAGUGUUCAGAUAUGCUUAGUUUUCAAAAUUUAGAAUAUUUAAGUACAACUUUGCUCAACAUAAAAACAAAUUGCACCAUGCAGGUGUGAAGACAAAGAGUUUUUCAAUCAAAACCUGCAUAUUGAGCUUUUAUGGAGAAGAGAGCUCCUGAAAGGUUUUGUUCGAAAUAGAGAAUUUUUCACUCCUUUAAAUAUCUGCUCAUAGAUCAUGAAUUAGUCAAUAAAAACUCUUUCAGAAAAUUUAACCUUCUUUGGUUAAACCAACCAUCUUUGUUUGGUUUGUAUCAGAUACUUUCAUUUUUAAAGAGCAGCUUACAGGUUGUUGAUUAAAAGUGCAAUGAUAAUUCAUCAUCAUGAUUGUAUUUACAAGUGUGUGCAGCUUAUUCAUGUCUCUGAUGGUUGUCCUGUGUAUAGGGACUGAAGGG
Molecule: messenger RNA, 2409 nt
Organism: Pocillopora meandrina
Lineage: Eukaryota; Metazoa; Cnidaria; Anthozoa; Scleractinia; Pocilloporidae
Source: the annotation of a GenBank genome assembly